[Candida] anglica is the source of this 1197-nucleotide messenger RNA. The record is from the annotation of a GenBank genome assembly. NCBI's taxonomy places the organism in Eukaryota, Fungi, Ascomycota, Pichiomycetes, Serinales, Debaryomycetaceae.
AUGUUCAAAUUAUCGCGAAGAAUAGAUGGAGUAUACCCAUUUCGGACAAAAUAUGCGUAUAGAUAUCUAGCGGUGCCUACAGUAAAACAAUAUUUAAGGGAACCAUAUGAACUUGGAUACCCUCAAGGAUUAACACAUGAAAUUAGAAAUGAGAUAACUGAAAUUAAAAAGAAGGUGUUCGAUAAAAGAACUCCUGCUGAGACAUUUGAGACAGAAGUUAAAGAUAAGAAAUGGGAAGAAUUGUCUAUACUGGAAAGGUUUCAAUAUACUCAACAAUUGCAAGUAGGGAGAUACAAAUUCAAUCAACCUAAACCUAAACCAGAAACAGGAUUUGACUUAUUUAAAUCACAAGUACGUCAUAGAUAUGCCAAACCAAUUCUCAAGGAACAUUGGGACGGGUUGACCGAUGUAGAACGUGCGCAAUAUAUAGAAAGCCCUCAUUGGGAUUACCUUCAUCAGCAACGACUAAGAAUUUGGCAAGGGUAUGAAAUAGUGGAAUAUUUAAAGAUUCGUGGAACCAUACAACAACAAUUCAAUCCAUAUCCAUUUCUGGGUCUUUAUCCCUGGGAAAUAAUAAAGGACAAACUUCUGGACAUGAGUCGAAGAAAGACAAUUGGCUCAAUUUAUGACUUUGAAAAAGAUAUCUAUGAUGUAUUGAUUCUGGAAGCACUUGUAACUAAAGUUCCUGACUUAUACAAAUUUUAUAUAUCAUAUGCGAGAGACAUAACCAAGCCUCCAACAAAGAAGGAAUUUUCAAUGUUGGGACCAUCAGUUCUUGAACCAUAUAUCACUCGGAGAAAUAAACGAAUCCAACAUGCCAAUGAAUACAACCCCACCAAAAAAGUAUCCAAUUGGAGUACAUUUUUACAACAGAAAUACAGGAGAGAUCCACAGUAUCAAGAUACGAGUUUUAUAGAAUUGGAGAAGAUCGCAUCGAUUGAGUGGCAAACAUUAACAAAGGAAGAAAAAGAUAGAUACUCCACUACACUCGAAAUGAGUUCUGCUUCUGCCAAGGAUAUCAGAUUGAACGAGCAAGUUGAUCAUAUUAUGAAAUAUAUCUACGAAGUUGGAAGCGUAGCAGGUACACCAUCAGGAUUUAAUUGGAAAAGUGAUAUGAUGGAGAAAACUAAAGGGUUUAUAUAUCUCUACCGGAUGUAUGGAGAGGUUUAUAUAAGUUCUAAAAAGGUAGAGAAAUAG